This is a messenger RNA of Diabrotica balteata, 1854 nucleotides long. NCBI's taxonomy places the organism in Eukaryota, Metazoa, Arthropoda, Insecta, Coleoptera, Chrysomelidae. The record is from the annotation of a GenBank genome assembly.
GGUGUCACCAACAUUAGAAUAUAAUAAUUUAUAAAAUAAACAUUCAAAAUCAAAAUAAAAAACAGUUAUGGACUCAGGGUUCAGAGUUCAAAUUAAACUAGUAAAAACUUCUGGGUGUAGAGUAUAGAUCCUGCAAAAUAUAAGCAAAUAUGGCUUUAAAAGGACUUAAAGUACUAGAAUUUUCUGGGUUGUUACCAGUUCCUUAUUGUGGUAUGGUUCUGGCCGAGUUUGGAGCAUCUGUAAUUCGAAUAGAUAGGAUUGGAUAUAAUACAGAUCUGGAUUGUUUAGGAAAUGGAAAAAAAUCAAUAAGUCUUAAUUUAAAACAUUCCAAUGCUAUCAAUAUAAUUAAAUCCCUAUCAAGAGAAUCUGAUGUAUUAAUUGAACCUUUCAGAAAAGGAAUUAUGGAAAAGCUAGGUUUAGGACCAAAGGUAUUAAUGAAGGAGAAUCCCAGGUUGAUAUAUGCUAGACUCACAGGGUAUGGCCAAAAUGGAAGCUUGAGUUCAAAUGCUGGCCAUGACAUAAACUACGUGGCUUUAUCAGGUCUACUGUCUUUAUUUGGUAGAUAUGGAGAAAAUCCUCUUCCUCCUGUAAAUGUACUUGCCGAUAUUGGAGGUGGAGGCCUCACAUGUGCCUUGGGUAUUCUAUUAGCACUAAUAGAAAGAAGCACUUCCGGUAAAGGUCAAAUUGUUGACACAUCCAUGGUUGAAGGUACUGCGUAUUUGGGAACUUGGUUUUAUAGAGGGAAAAAUACUCUUCCUAUCUGGGGCCAGGGAAGAGGUCAAAACGUACUGGACAGUGGAACUCACUUUUAUGAAGUAUAUAAGACUAAAGAUGGAAGAUACAUGUCUGUUGGAGCACUUGAACCUCAAUUCUAUGAUGUACUAAUUGCAGGUUUGGGAUUGACACUUGAAGAAGUCCCUCAUUAUGGUGAUUUUGAAGAGCUGAAGAAAAUUUUUACUAAGAAAUUUGCAGAAAAAACCAGAGAUGAAUGGUGCAAAAUAUUUGACUCCACUGAUGCUUGUGUAGCGCCUGUUUUAACUUUAGAGGAAGCACCAACACAUCCGCACAAUAUCGAACAGAAAACUUUUACCAAGACUGAAGAUUUCUACAGCCCAAAUCCUCAUCCUAAACUUAGUAGAACACCAGGAGAAUCCCAUUCCACCAAGCCAUUACCAAGAACUGGAGAGCAUACCAAAGAAGUUUUACGCAAUUUAGGUUAUUCGCUUGAAUCUAUAGAUGAUUUGGAAGCUGAAGAGAUUAUUCAAUGUCACAGAAAUUCCAAGCUGUAAAGUUAACAAACUUUCUUUUUAGUUAGUUUAGGUUACGUUAGAUAUGUACAGGGUUCCAGAAUUACGGAAUGGGUAUAAUGAGUGAAGGUAUACAAUAAGCCGAUUGGGUGCCGGCUGAUUUAUAUUAAACUGCUCCCGGAAAAAAAUUCUGCAAUUAUGCAAGCGUUCCAUUCAUUUGUCUUGCAUUUUAUAAUAUAAACAUGUUCAAUUGCUAAUUCUAUUAACGCACAAUCAGUGUAUAAGUCACGUUUGAAUUUAAUAUUCAGCAUCGUGUGAAGAACUUUAUGCAUCGCGCUAAAAUUUAACAUAUAUGGCUAAAAAAGGUUUCUACAACUAAGACUUUCUACAAGUCAUAUUUUUUUUGAGUUCACAGCGCCUUAAUGGGUGAAGGAUGAUAUUUGUUAGACCACCAGAUGUCAGUACGUAUUGGACUGGCUGAAAAUAAAGAAAAUGUUACGGAUACAUGUAAAGGGCUGUAUUAAGCUAGAAUUAGUUUUAAAUAUUUUUAAAUAUUUUUUACACAAGAAAGCUCUGAAAUUAGUAUUUCCACCACCAGAGAAAAACC